AUGUCUUCACCUGUAAAUGACAAAAGAAUUGUGCAACAACUCAUUGUUCGUUUGUACAUACAUCAUAUACCAAAACACAGAAUCGAUUCCGAUGUCGAGAGAAUACAAAUGGACUUUAUUCUCGGAUUUGCCAGCGAGCAUUACAUUGAUGGAAAAGGCGACGGACGUUUCAACCCCACUUGGGAGGUUGAUCCUUCCAGUAUUGAACGGGUGAAAAAGUUUAAACAAGGUCAUCCAGAAGUGAGGGUGGUUAUCAGCAUUGGAGGUGUUGGCACUGAAUUUCCAUUCAAUCCAGUUGAAAAUUUGGUGUGGAUCGAUAAUGCUGCAAAAUCGAUCCAACACAUCAUCGAACUCUAUGACGAUGAUCAAAGCGAUCAAAAUAUAAUUGAUGGUAUUGAUAUUCAUUAUGAUGUGAUCAAUUCAAGUCAUGAUGAUUUUUCCUACUGUAUUGGACAAGUUAUAAGACAACUCAAACUUGAUAAACAUUUAGCAUUCAAAAUGGUAGUAUCUAUUGCUCCAACACAAGUGGUGGAAUCGUACUACCAUAUAUUGUAUUUGAACAACAAAGACAUUAUAGAUUUGGUUGACUACCAGUUCUAUAGUCAAAAAUUCUCUACAAAGGAAGAAAUCAUAGAGCUUUAUAAGAAACUAGUAGUUAAUUACACUCCAGCUCUUGUUCUACCAGGAAUUCCUGGUGACCCUAUAUUGAAUGAGACCAUCAAAUACCUCUUGGAACAAAAUGCAAUCCCUGGCGUCUUCUUUUGGGAUUCUGAAGACUCUAUCAAUGCUCCCAAGACUAUCUCUUUAGAACACCUGCUACAAAACAUCUGA
Lathyrus oleraceus (garden pea) is the source of this 831-nucleotide messenger RNA. Its product is annotated as chitinase 1. Gene Ontology annotation, biological process: carbohydrate metabolic process. The transcript has a single exon. The coding region runs from base 1 to 831 and encodes 276 amino acids. NCBI's taxonomy places the organism in Eukaryota, Viridiplantae, Streptophyta, Magnoliopsida, Fabales, Fabaceae. The record is from RefSeq and is a predicted model, not a curated record.